Molecule: messenger RNA, 1655 nt
Organism: Propithecus coquereli (Coquerel's sifaka)
Lineage: Eukaryota; Metazoa; Chordata; Mammalia; Primates; Indriidae
Gene: FLVCR1
Product: feline leukemia virus subgroup C cellular receptor 1
Exons: 9
Coding region: 1-1473 (490 amino acids)
Biological process (GO): heme export; erythrocyte differentiation; transmembrane transport
Cellular component (GO): membrane; mitochondrion
Molecular function (GO): heme transmembrane transporter activity; heme binding
Source: RefSeq, a predicted model, not a curated record
AUGGCGCGGCCGGACGACGAGGAGGGGGCGGCGGUGGCGCCCGGGCACCCGCUCGCGAAGGGGUACCUCCUGGUGCCGAGGGGCGCGCCCGCAGAGAAGGAGAGCGUGGAGCCGCAGAACGGACCCAAAGCCGGCUGCCGGCCCCUGAACGGGUUCCCCCGGGACAGCCCCGCGGCCGGCGCGGGAGCCCUGGGCGGGCCGCAGACUCCGCUGGCCCCGGAAGAGGAGACCCAGGCCCGGCUGCUGCCCGCGGGCCCGGGAGAGGCGACCCCGGGGGCCGAGGGCACCCUGCUGCCCCGGAUCGCGCUCUCCACGCGGCGCUUUUUGGUGCUCCUGAUCUUCAGCCUGUACUCGCUGGUGAACGCCUUUCAGUGGAUCCAGUACAGCAUCAUCAGCAACGUCUUCCAGGGCUUCUACGGCGUCUCCUUGCUGCACAUCGACUGGCUGUCCAUGGUGUACAUGCUGGCCUACGUGCCCCUCAUCUUCCCGGCCACCUGGCUGCUGGACACCAGAGGCCUGCGGCUCACCGCCUUGCUGGGCUCCGGCCUCAACUGCCUGGGCAGCUGGAUCAAGUGCGGCAGUGUGCAGCAGCAUCUCUUCUGGGUCACCAUGCUGGGCCAGUGCCUCUGCUCCGUGGCCCAGGUGUUCAUCCUGGGCUUGCCCUCCCGCAUUGCCUCAGUGUGGUUUGGGCCCAAAGAAGUGUCCACAGCUUGUGCCACCGCCGUGCUGGGCAAUCAGCUUGGCACUGCAGUUGGCUUUUUGCUACCACCCGUUUUAGUGCCCAACACACAGAAUGACACAAACAUCCUGGCUUGUAAUAUCAGCACCAUGUUUUAUGGAACAUCAGCUGUUGCCACACUUUUAUUUAUUUUGACAGUAAUCGGUAUCAUGACUGGAGCAUUUUAUUCAGUCUCAACAUUAUUAAAUCAAAUAAUAUUGACAUAUUAUGAGAAACAUGAUAGGCAUGGAAAUGUGUUCUUUGUCAGCCCGGCAUUGUUAGAACAGACUACUCUGAUAGUUUACAUUUUGUCCUUUAUGGGAAUGGUUAUAUUUACUUUAACAUUGGACCUUGGAUACAUUAUCAUCGUGUUUGUUACUGGAGGGGUCCUUGGUUUCUUCAUGACUGGUUACCUCCCCUUGGGUUUUGAAUUUGCUGUUGAAAUCACUUACCCUGAAUCUGAAGGCACUUCAUCUGGUCUUCUUAAUGCUGCUGCACAGAUAUUUGGAAUUUUGUUCACAUUGGCUCAAGGAAAGCUCACAUCAGACUACAGUCCUAGAGCAGGGAACAUUUUCCUCUGUGUCUGGAUGUUUAUAGGCAUCAUUUUAACAGCAUUAAUCAAGUCUGAUCUGAGAAGACAUAACAUAAAUAUAGGAAUUACAAACGUCGAUAUUAAAGCUGUGCCAGUUGACAGUCCCACAGAUCAAGAAUCAAAAGAUGUUACAUUGUCCAAGCAGCCAGAAUCAGCAAUUUGAGGUGAAAGGAAAAGUUACUAUCCUGCAGUAAUUGGGAUAGAGUGUGAUCAUCCUUGGAGAGCUAUAUGAGCACUGAGGUUGGGUUUAUAGGUGGUAGGGAAUGGAUACUUACUUGAAAAUUAUUGUAUGAACUCUAAAUGGACAGAUAUUAUUUUGCUUGUUAAUGUAAGCAAUAUUUUGCU